Porites evermanni is the source of this 5995-nucleotide messenger RNA. The record is from the annotation of a GenBank genome assembly. NCBI's taxonomy places the organism in Eukaryota, Metazoa, Cnidaria, Anthozoa, Scleractinia, Poritidae.
GGCACUAUCCUUGAACCAGUGCGUAACUUGAAUGAAGUCCUCGGUAAAAAGGGGGACGCGACUGGAGUACGGUUUGCUUCCAAGGCAAAGAACGAUGGACAGAGGUCCAAAAGUGCCAGCCCGCGUGACACAAAGGCCAGUGCUCUACGAAAACAGGCAGUACUCGAAAAGGCAGCGGCUUCCUCCGGAAAGCCAAUAGGGGUAAGAUAUUUUUUAUUAACUUAAAGCUUCGGAACGUUGACGUCGCGGACAUCAUUAAUUCGUUGUUUUUUUGUUGUUUUUUUAAACUAGAAGAGAACUGGAGCCGAUAGGUGUCCCGCAAUUGUUUCGGGGAUCUUUGCUGGGGACGCACCGAUCAGCUAUUGGCCUAGCCUGAGAAAACAGCCGCGACAUUCCGCCGCGCCAACACUGUUUUCCCCGCGAGAUGACGUCUAAGAUACGAGCGUAGAAAUUCCAUACUGGUGACAUGUCACUACCUAAAUCUGGGAAGUGCUUCUGAUUGGUCGUGGCGCGAGGGAAACUUGCUGCAGCCAAUCAAACGCACUACCCAGAUCUAGGUAGUGAAGCGUCAUUAUUAUAGAAUUUCUGCGCUCGUUUCUCAGACAUCGUUUCGCAGGGUAACCAGUGAUGGCGUCGCGAAAUGACAGCUGCAUAGUAACACUCCCAGAAGUCUUUGCGAAAGUUUACUCGGCCCAGUCUCCUUCUCUUUUGUCAAGUUGCGAAUAACAACCGCAAGUUUUCUGUUUCACUUGUAGAAACUCUUCCAUCUAACUUAACGGGUUUGAAAGGUUUUGAUUUAUAAGCUAGUGUCAAAUCAUAAUAGAUCGACACUCUCCAGCAGCUACCUUGAUACACUGUGCAAACGACUGCAACAAAUGUUCUAAAAAAAGUAAAAUGUUCCCGUGCAGUCGAGACUUGUUUUAUUUUGUUUUUAUUUUUUUCAUUUUUUUUCUCAGUAGCUAUCGAACUUUGUUUUGCAGGAAAAAUGUAGAGUAUCUCCAAAAGUAAUUUGUGGCCGCACGUCCUUUAAGAAGGACGCCAAGGAAAAACAAGUGCGGAGUACGCAUGCGCCAGAAGAACUGAAGGACGAAGUCAAGUGAGUCAAUAUUUCUUUUGUUCAUAAGUUGAAUGAUCUUCCCGAGACCUGGAGGCUAUCUAUUAUGGUGAGAAAAUAGAAGGCGAACCGUCGUUUACCUGCUUUUGUCUCUCUCACGAGAUGCACCUGGGUUUUUGGAAGAUCAGGGUUUACUGAGGUUCAUUUUUGACAAACGCAUUCGAGCAAAAAUCAUUACCGUAUUUAUCCGAUUAACCGCCCUGGGCGCUUAUUAAAUUUUUGGACCUUGAGAGUAGGCGCUUAUUCGAGGUGGGCGCUUAUUCGAGGCUGGGCGCUUAUUAUAUUUUCACCAUUUUCAGCAAAUGAAGUAUGUUUAUUUUGCAACAAAACAAUAAAUGCUAAUAACAAAACGCGAAGAAGUAACAAAGCAAGGUUUCUGUAAAAUACUCUGAAGAAAACUCCGUCCUCGGGGAAGUCUCUCAUUGGAACUUAUUCACUUAAGUGGGUGGGUUGGGGGUGAGCGCUUAUUUGAGUCUGAUUGGGAGGAGGAGGGGUGGGCGCUUAUUCGAGGCUGAGAGCUUAUUAACUAUUUCUGCCUUUAGGAUGGGCGCUUAUUCGAGGUGGGCGCUAAUUCGAGGUUGGGCGCUUAUUCGAAUAAAUACGGUAUUUCUAUUCCUGAUGAUAAGAAAACUGUUACGGAGACAGUUUCAGUCAAAGGGCCAUAGAGAUUACUAAUUAUGGCCUGAGUGUGGCACACGUCGAAAGGGUGGGGGAGGAAACGAAAAACUAGAGGGUGGAGGAGAGGGAAGCAUUUUUCUAUCCCUCUCUUCCCCUUGUUACUAAGGCCCAGGCUGAAUUCUUGUUUUAUUUCUCUGAAUAUUCUUAGAUUAUAGCCCAUGAAAUUCCAUUUAAGAAUGUAUUGGGUAUCAACUACAAGCGUUUAGAUCGAUAGAUAGAUUACUGACUUGUGUAUUAAUAUUUGGCAAGGAAGUUGCAUUUUGUUUGAGACAAUACUGUAAUUCAUGUUUAAGGUGUGAUACAGUGCAGGUGGAUAACGAAUCCGUCGCCUUAAAACUCACCAAAGAUCAAGAAGUUACAGUGAGCUAUUCUGAUGAAAGUUUUGAGGGGGAGUCUUCUUCUACGACGGAGGAAACAACAUCGAGCAUUGAAUCAGUUAAUACAAGUGUGGACUGCUUUGAAAGAAGCACGACUGUUAACAAGAACGGGCAAGUGGAGGAAAUCCAAGAGCGGCAAUGUGAAAGAGUAAGUGUGGAUAAACAAGCUAGUGACCUUGAGGAAAAGCAGGUUCCUUGUGAGAGCCCAGCAGAAGUCUCUAGCUUGGUGGAUGAAAGCUCAGCCGAACAGUUGACUGGCAAAGUUGUUGAAAAGCGACUCUCGGAGCAAGCAAAUUUGACGGCUGAUGAGGAUGGUGAUCAUACCAGCGACCCUGAAGAGCAGUCCAUGUUCUGCGGGGAAUCCACCGCUGGGAUUCAGUUAAAGAAAAAGCAGAGCAUCUGGAAAUUCUUUGAAAACGAUGAUGAUCAAGACAACGCGCUCGAUAAUAUUAGAGUUCAUGUGCCAAAGAAUAAUAAAGACCAAGAACAAGAUGAUAAAUCUGAAGAAAUGUCAAAAUCUGUGGAUGAAUCACAGCGGCCUUCUGAAAUCAACGAUGGUGAUGACAAAGAAACUGAAAAACGUACGAUGGCAGAUGGUAUCUUAGAAGGGAAUGAGGUGUCAUGGUCUUUAUCUGCUAGUGAUGAUGAGAAAUUUGAACAACAAAAGGAACAGUUCAAACGCCGCAUUCAGCAGCAACUCCGUGAACUGGAAAAGGAACACUCUUUGAUGUUAGAGGAGUUGACUCAGGCUUCAAACCUAGUGAGAUAUUUUGAAAGAGAUGAUGCAAUUGUGGAGGAAGAGGGAUUCGAGAAUCUAUUGAAAGAGAGGGAUGAGACAUUGGAGACGAAUAAACUACUAUUUAAUUGGGACGAAAAUCAACCUGAAUUGGGAAACGAAAAGGUUCAAGAUCCCAGUAAGAUAGCCUCGAGAGUAUUAGUGACACGUCCUCAAGAAGAGAGAUUUAACUUGACUAAAAUUGAGGGAAAAUUAACAGAUGAGGAUGAACUGAAUCUGAUUCAGCAGCAAAAAGAGGAAAACAGAGAUCGGGAGGACUCAAGACAUCAACUGAUGGACGACGAUACAAAGCUGAACGAGGACUCACUUCAUGAUGUUGGUGAAAAUUCAGCUGAUAAAUUAAAAGGCGAACUUAUACUGAUUCAAAAAGAGUUUAAGGAAACAGUCAGCACUUUAGCUCAGAGAAACGCUGAAUUAAUUAAGGCUCGAGGUUUGCUUUGCAAAGGAGAUGAACUUCUGUAUGAGUUCAGGCAGAGUUUAACUGAGAUGCAGCAAGAACUGGAAGAAACAAAGAAGGCUUUGACUGCGAAGGAUGAAGCGUUGGAAUCUGCUUCAGCUUAUGCGAAUUAUGAAGAUAGCGUCUUGAAGAAAAAGCUGGCCAAAGUCGUAGUAGAUGUGAAGAGAGUGGUUAAUCUUCAAGCUAGGCUACAAAGCUUGCUUCAGGAAAAAGACAGAAAUAUUAAAGGCAAAGACAUCUUUAUUGCUCAGUUAAAACAAAAUUUGAAGCAAUUUGAUACCUAUGUAAAGGAAAAUGAUAAUGACCUUGGGGACUUCAAAACCACUUUGUUGGAGUUAAAGAGAAAUCUGGAACUGAGUCGCUCCUCUUUAAGGGAAAAAGGCAAAAUAAUUGAAGAGCUGGAAUCGUCCACUAAUGCAUUAAAGCAGGAGUUGGAUAUAAAGAAUUUAUCUUUGACAGAGAAAGAUGAUAAAAUUCAACAGCUAGAAUUUUCGAUCGCCCAAAAUAAGAAAGACUUGGAACAGAGCAGCUCUUCCUUAACGGAAAAGAACAACCAAAUUAAAGAUUUGGAUUCAUCCGUUGAGAAGCUAAAGGAAUUUGUGGAGUUAACCAACAUUUCCUUGAAUGAAAGAAGCAAUGAACUGCAACAAAUGAAAAGUUAUGUUGAAGAGAAAGAAAGAGAGCUAGAUAUCUCAAACGGAAAGAGUCUCUUGCUUCUAGAAGAAAACAGCUGCCUUAAAAACGAAUCAGCAAUGAUGAAAACUCAGCUCUACCAAAGUGAAGAACAAAUUAAUGAUCUCAAAAAGGUGACUUUGACAAAAAAUUCAGAGUUAAGAGAGGUGAAUAGGGAGUUAGAAAAACUGAGGUACCUGCAGCAGGAAAAGGAACAGAGGAUUGAUUUUCUACAACGGUCCCUUGCCUCGAAAGAGCAUGACAAUGAUAUUUUGACAGACAAUAUGAAAAAGAGGUUCUUUGAAAUCAGAAGUCUAAAGGGCACGCUUGAUGAGGCAAAAAAUGAAAGGCGGAAGUUCUCAGAACUUUUUAAUCUUCAGACUAGCUAUUAUGAGACGAAAAUCAAGCGGCUGAAUUUGGAAGUAGAUUGCAAUAAUAUCUUGCUUGGAAAGAAGGAAAGGGCACUUGAAACAGCACACCUUGGAAUUCAAGCCAAAGAGGGACAGUUAGACAUGCUAAAAGAACGUUUGUUCAAACAGGAGAUGAGGUUUGAGCUGUACAAAAAGAUUUCAACCGAGGCAGAGUACAAACUACUACAGGAAAAGCGAACGCUAGAGAAAAGUUUGAAAGAAAUGGAAACAGGUGUGUGCGAAAAGAGUAACCAGAAAAUGGAGGUAAAGAGUUUCCCAAAUGCCAGAAAAAGUGAUCUCAAGGCAAUUGAACAACAGCAUUCGAAUGAAAGCAAUCGAAUGGAAGUAAAUUAUAGUUACAAUGACGAGAUGGAAGAUAAAGACGUCGAAGAACAAACUCAUGCGACAGCGGCUGAAAGUUUGGCGCAAAUGGAAACUAAUAUCGCAGCAUUGAAGAAAGAACUGAAAAGAAGUCGGGAAAAUAAUGCCACGCUUUCGAAGAGCAACAAAGAGCUAAAAGAGAAAGUCAAUAAGCUGCAAAAAGAGACAGUUGAUGAAGAAAAGAGGUUAAAUGAGACAUUAGACAAGGUAAAUAAGAGAGAUGCUGAAAUUUCUCGGCUAAAUGGAUUGUUGCAGAGAUUGGAUCAAAACAUGGUGUCUGAGAAUGAUAAUGAAAAGAGGAUGGAGCAGGCAAGGAUCAAAGAGACAGAGGAUACCAUAGAGGAACCUAAGGUAUUCGAAAAAACAGAAGGUCUUUCACGAGAAUCGAGUGGACAGAAUGAUAACAAGCAGGAAAAUGCCGAACCACCGGAUGUGGCAGUUGAUAUUAGUAUGAAGUGUGCCGUGUCUCUGUCGCAGGUGCCAGUGGACUGCUCGCAGAAAUUCCAUGACUCACGAAUUGUAAAUGAGGAUGGCUUACAGCAUGAGGCUGAUCCAGUUGUGCUGUUCGAUGGUAAAAUUCAAGAAACAAUUGAUGCAGAAGGAGUAGAAAGUGAUGAUCGCAGAAAGGAUGUGGCUGAACUGCAGGACUCAUGGGACACUACCGGAGAAAUGGGCGAGCUGGAAAUCAGAGAAAAUGGCUUUCAAAAAAUGAAUAACUCGGCGCAGCCUGCAAAGAUUGAUGAACUGCACGACAGUGCUGAACAUGAAGUUUUAGUAAAUGACCUCAUUCACGAUCUGCCCUACGUAAUAGAGGCACAGAGCGCUUCACAAGACACAAAUGAUGUGCAAAUGACACAACAUGUACAAGAUUUAGUUGAAACACGUUGCCGAGUAACCCAGGUAGCCGAUGGAAUGCAGGACAUCACUGAACCAGAGAUGUUAGUCAACAGCCUCGUUAAGGGUGUGGCUAACCCACAAGUAGCAGGGGUAUCCAGUCAAGAUACAGAUGACUCAAAAAUGACAGAUCAUGUCCAAAAAGUAGCGGGUUUUGAGUCACUACUGCCAGUUGAUGAACCACAAAGUCGGGAUGAUCUUCCACUGGUACGUUGA